Molecule: messenger RNA, 1655 nt
Organism: Bacillus rossius redtenbacheri
Lineage: Eukaryota; Metazoa; Arthropoda; Insecta; Phasmatodea; Bacillidae
Exons: 3
Coding region: 125-862 (245 amino acids)
Source: RefSeq, a predicted model, not a curated record
ACAGCAACCACCAGCGCGACGAGAAGCAAGUCGGGCGCGAUCGGCUAGCUCCGUGAAUCUUCGGGCCGAGGCGACAUGGGGGCCCAAGUGGCGUUGGUGCUCCUUCUGACGGCUUCUCUCUGGAAUGGUGGCAGUGCUGGAGGACACGGAGGCGGGAAGAAGAAGGUCAUCAUCCACGUGCCGCUCAAGGUCAAGCACAUACACCACGUACACACCGUCUACAAGGUCAUCAAGGGCCACGGCGGCGGCGGCGGUGGUCACGGCGGUGGCGAUGAGACCUACGAGGUGGUCGUCGGAGGCGGCGGAGGCGGCUUUGGAGGCGGAGGCCACGGAGGCGGAGGAGGCUUCGGCGGCGGUGGCUUUGGAGGCGGAGGCCACGGAGGCGGAGGAGGCUUCGGCGGCGGUGGCUUUGGAGGCGGCGACUUUGGAGGCGGUGGUCAUGGAGGGGGAGGCUUUGGAGGCGGUGGCUUCGGAGGCGGCGGUCAUGGAGGGGGAGGCUUCGGAGGCGGCGGCUACGGAGGAGGUGGUUUUGGGGGCGGUGGUCAUGGAGGAGGAGGUUUCGGGAGCGGUGGUUUCGGUGGCCACGGAGGCGGUUUUGGAGACGGAGGCGGUGGCUUCGGAGGCGGUCAUGGCGAUAGUUUCAGUGGAGGCCAUGGGGGUGGCGGCGGCGGAGGCCUGGGUGGCGGCCACGAUGAGGGUGGCUACGGAGGUGGAGGAGGAUUCGGAGGCGGCGGUGGUGGUGACUUCGGAGGCGGACACGGCGGCGGUUACGGGGGUGGCGGCGGCGGAGGCCACGGCACGACUUCAAUCGUUGCCGUUGAGCACGUCGAAGGCGGAGGCGGUGGGUUCGGGGGCGGCUUAGGAAGCGGGGGGUAUGGAGGCGGUCAUGGAAGUGGUUUCGGAGGAGGACACGGAGGUGGGUUGGGAGGCGGCGGUGGUUUCGGGGGCGGUCAUGGUGGUGGUUUGGGAGGCGGCGGUGGAUUCGGAGGUGGUCACGGGGGUGGGUUUGGAGGCGGCGGUGGUUUCGGAGGAGGUCACGGGGGUGGUUUGGGAGGCGGCGGUGGUUUCGGAGGUGGUCACGGGGGUGGUUUGGGAGGCGGCGGUGGUUUCGGGGGCGGCGGUCACGGCGGUGGGGGCGACUUGUCGGGUGGCGACGACCUCGGGGACGAACACCACCCCGGGUACCCUUAAUGACCGCGCCAGUGGUACCAACUGCAGUGCCGUCACGAUGUCCAAGGACGAGAAGCCAGGUCGUGAGCGUGUGAGCUUAUAGGCGUGACUUGAGUGCAGUGUGCGUCUAGAGCACGUGUUCAGUAUUACCGAAGCCGAAAUGAAACAGACCCCAUGCGUAGUAACCGCGUUACUCAUCUAAUUACACAGACCUCUGUAGUCUACAGAAUGAGGCCUGCCAAAUGACUACAAGCACCUAAAUCAAAAUCAACAGCAAAAACCAAGUGUUUUUUUUUCAAGACUGAACUUUAUAUUUUUUACCCGUGCCUGUGUUUCAUGUAUGUUGAUGUGUGAAUUAUGUUGUAUUGACUUGGUAAAUGAGUCACUCACUAGUCCUUGUAUAUGUUGCCUUUGUUUUUUAUAUAAAUUUUGUAUUUUUUUACGAAAUGUUAAGUUUUGAAUGUAAAUAUAUAUUUUAUACUCAA